AUGUUCGCGCUGGUUUUUUCCCGGGGCUUCGCCACGCACAAUAAUUCGGUGUCGAUUCUACAGCAACACUACAACCGUCUUCCGAUUCGUAAGAAGUUCAUACGAGCGAUUAAGCGGGGCACCCUGGUCUGGGAUCGCGGCCAGGUUAAGAUUCCACCGCUUCACUGCGAGGGGUACGACCCACCACGGCAGUGCCUGUUGCCGAACGAGCGUCACCGGCGCCGCCAGUACCGCGGCCGCUUCGAGCAUCUGCAGUCGAAGCGCGUCUCCUUCUUCGACUGA
This is a messenger RNA of Babesia bigemina, 282 nucleotides long. RefSeq lists its product as hypothetical. NCBI's taxonomy places the organism in Eukaryota, Apicomplexa, Aconoidasida, Piroplasmida, Babesiidae. The transcript has 2 exons. The record is from RefSeq and is a predicted model, not a curated record. The coding region runs from base 1 to 282 and encodes 93 amino acids.